GGGCCGCUUUAAGCAGGGCACAGCGCGGCGCGGCGGGCGCCCGGCGGCGGGGCCGGCAUGAGGGAGCUGGCGGCCGGGCCGAAGAUGGAAUGCGACAUCUUGGACGCGCUGGAGGCCUUGGGGUACACAGGGCCCCUGCUGGAGGAGGAGGCCUUGAACAAAGCGGCAGAAAAGGGAUUGUCAUCCUCAGAAUUCCUUGAGCUGUGCGUUUGGUUAGGUUCCCAAAUUAAGUCGCUUUGUAAUAUGGAAGAAAGCAUCACUUCAACGGAUGGUGGCAAGGAUGUAGAGAGCUUCCAGCUUGAGGUUAGCAGCUUUCUGAGAGAAAUGGCUUGCCCCUAUUCGUCCCUUAUAUCUGGAGACAUCAAGGACAGAUUAAGAGAGAAAGAAGAUUGUCUGAAACUCCUCUUGUUUCUAAGUACAGAACUUCAGGCUUUAAAGAUACUGAACAGCAAAAAAACGAAAGGCUCCCAUUUGGAAAAGCACAAUGAAGUUUAUCAGGAAGUUCAAGCUAUUUGUGAUGCACUGGGCCUGUCAAACUCCUCAGCUUCUGAUAUUCCUCCCUUGUUAACCAGCGUGGAACAAAAGAUCAAGGACAUCCUCUCCAAAGUUCAAAAUAACCAUGUGGGAAAAUCACUUCUAACAAAGCCUCUGAACUCAGAGCAAGUGGAAAGGUUGGAGAAAAUCAACGAUGCUCUGCGCAGCGAAUACGAGUGCCGGCGGCGGCUGCUGGUGAAGAGGCUGGAUGUGACAGUGCAGUCCUUCGGCUGGUCUGACAGAGCAAAGGUGAAAACAGAUGACAUAGCACGGAUCUACCAGCCCAAGCGCUAUGCCCUGUCGCCAAAGUCAACUGUGACCCUAGCUCACCUGCUGGCUGCCCGAGAGGACUUAUCCAAGAUCAUAAGGACCAGCAGUGGCUCAAUACGGGAGAAAACAGCCUGUGCCAUCAACAAGGUGCUGAUGGGGAGGGUGCCUGACCGUGGAGGCAGGCCCACAGAGAUUGAACCACCUCCUCCUGAAAUGCCUCCUUGGCAGAAAAGACAAGAAGGUGGUGGAAGAGGUGGCUGGGGAGGUGGGGGUGGAGGAAGGGGCAACUGGGGGGGUGGAGGGGGUAGAGGUGGAGGAGGAGGUUUUGGAGGUGGGGGUGGGUUUGGAGGUGGGGGUAGUUUUGGAGGCGGUGGUGGGUUUGGAGGUGGGGGCUUCAGAGGCGGUGGAAGAGGUGGAGGGAACUUCCAAGGUGGAAGGGGAGAUUAUGGUGGCAGGGGAGGUUAUGGUGGCAGAGGAGGCUAUAAUGAUCCAUAUGGUGGAAGAGGAGGAGGAGGCUACAGAAGAUACUAAAGCGCUGUAAAUAUUAGCAGAGCAACUGGCAAAACCUAGUGGUGGUGUUUCCUGGAAUCAGGAGAUUAGAGCUGCUCACUUGGCUUUAGAUUGAAUCCUUGCAUUAGACCAAAUGAUGUUGUCACUGAAUAACUCAACUUUUCUACUCCAGUGUGCUGGUUUCAGUCCUUGUUUUUCGUACUGCUCAUGUGGUGGGGUUUUAAUAUGCUAUUUUAUUUAAAAUAACCCUCAGAAAAUGGAAUAAAAAACCUUUCUAAGCCAACAAAAAUCCUAUCAUUUCAUGGCCAGGCCUCUCAGUUACUGCAUCUUGCAUGCCCACUCCCCUGCUCCAAAAUGCUAUGUGGAAAAAAACAAAACCAAAAUAGGGCUAAGAACUGGUCAGAAAAUGUUUUGAAAUACUCUAGAAUGCUGCUUUCAGGCUUUUCCUCUUCUAGUUUUCAGAUGGGGACAUAUGAACAAAUUUUAAAGUUAAGAUCUUUAAGGCUUUGGUCAAAAUUAUUCAAUUAAGUUUCUUUGUCUUUUAGAACUUCACAUAAAAGUAACAUCCUGAGCUAGUCCUGUACAGAAACUCAUCAAAUCAGGUCAGGUCAUGUACUGUGAACUCAGGACAGUGGUGAGGUUUGAUGUUUUCAUUUCACCUAUUUCCCAUUUUAUUGGUAAUUCACACAAAAAAAAAAAAACAGGGCAGGAAACUUCUGCAGCCAUCUCCUCUGGUGACAGCUCAUUUCUGUGUGCUGUCUGAAUUAGCCUGCAGACAGAAAGGGCAAGUAAGCCGAACUGCCUGACAAACAGCAGACAGCUGCCUCUCCUCUCCUCUCUCCCUCUCUGCUCUACCUCCACUCCUCUCUCUUCUUUCUUUCUCCUUUGCCUUCCCACCUGCUCUGUGUUUGGGAUUCUCCAAAUGUCCGCCUCCUAAACCUCUCACACAGUAUUUGCCCUUCCUCGGUGACUUCUCUCUUUCAUACUCUGCCAACCAGCAGAGUGACCUGUAAGAAGCUCCUCUUACUGUGGUGUGAAUGCCUUCUCCUCCACAGUGUCACUUAGGAGUUAGCUUUCAUGCACUUGUGGCUGUAAAUACAGGAGGAGAAGAAUUGAAUGGAGCUACAAGUUUAAAAGUUUCUGCUGUCCACUGUCUUUUAGAUCUCUUCUGUUGCUGUAAGGCUGCCCCUGAGUACAGAGGUGGAGCAGGGAGAUGAUGGCCAAGCAGACACUCAGGAUGGCAUUGAUCAUGGUCAGGUUACAGACAGAUUUGGGAAGGCACCUGAUAAACCUGGGGGUGGCUGUUGAUAGGAACCUAGAAACAUUGUAUUGAGUGUGUAGCUGUAGGUUUAACUGCAGGUUGAACUUGUAAUCUAUGAUCUUGGUUUUAUGUUCCACAGCGUCAAGUUCUUUCUGCACAGAUUUCCUAUUGGUGUCCGUAUUUGGUAUGCUUUAGUUAUUCUACCUCCAGGAACACCACCUGCAUCUUGUCCUGAUUCACAGGUAGCUUUGGGCAUGAUGUAAAGCUCUGUUCAAAAUCAUUUCUCACUCUGUAACAAAGCCAUCAGCAACUUUACAUUUGGAAUUUCAAUCCUGAUGAACUACAGAUUUCUCUCCUCUAAUUUUCUGAUAAAUGUGGUGUGAUGGAUCCAGCCUUACCCUGACUUUAAGGUCCCAGCAGGUGCCUAACAAAGGGCAGGAGCUUUCCUUGCUUGACCACAGCAACUCAUGGCUUUGCUUCACUCAGCUGCUAGCAAUGCAGUUCCUUGGCCAGGUUUUUUUUUCCAAUGUCCUUUCUGGCCUAGGCUGUUGUCAGCCAUUAUGGAGACACCCUCCUGUGGAAGCAAAGUUCUGGGUUUCUUGAUUUUUCAGCUUGUUUUUUCCCUAAUGGUUUGGAAUAGCUCACAAGUUCUGGUGUCUCCAGCAGGAGGACACAGAGCUGCUGGAGCAGCUCUGCUGUGAGGACAGGCUAAGGAAGCUGGGGGUGUUCAGCCUGGAGAAGACUCCAGAGGGACCUUACAGCUGCCUGCCAGUACCUGAAGGGAUCCUGCAGGAAGGCUGCAGAGGGACUUUUCAUCAGGGUGUCUAGAGGCAGGACAAGGGGAAUGGCUUGAAGCUGAGGCAGAGCAGGGUUAGACUGGAGCUUAGGAAGUAGUUCUUCAGUAGGAGAGUGGUGAGAUUCUGGAACAGGCUGCCCAGAGAGGCUGUGGCUGCCUUCUGCCUGGGGGUGUUGAAGGCCAGGCUUGAGAACUUGAGCAGCUGAGUCUAGUUGAGAUGUGUCCCUGUCCAUGGCAGGGAGGUUGGAGAUGAGCUCUGAGGUCCCUUCCAACCUAAGCCAUUCUGUGACAUCAGAUUGGACUGCUGGCUGUGGAGGUGAGGUGUUGGUGAGCAAAGGAACAGAGAAAGAAGAUAACCAACUGAAGCCUUAAUACAAAAUUGUUUGCUCAUCCCAAAGUGAUGUUUUGCUACAAGUGAUUUCUGAACAGCCCUCAAGCAUUUGGCUUCCACAGGGAAGGAUACUGGGAAAAUCCAAAAGGCUCAUCUCUGUGACAAUGCCAUCAGGCUUAGGGCAGGGAGCUGAACUCUUGUUUGUAACUGGGGAUGUAGCCUGGGGCUUCUACUUGCCUGUUUGUAGCAGGCAGGACAGCCAGUAAUGAAGUGAGCCCCUUAUGCAAUUCUUGCAGUUACAUUAGUUCAUUAUCAUUUCAUUCUAUUGGUGUAGACCACUGAAAGUUCAAAUAGGUUGGAGAGUUUGGGGGUUUAUUUGGCCAUUUCAGGUUGUUUUUUUCUUCAUUCAUUCCAAACUGUGAAGCCAGUAGCUGAAAAUUAAAGCAAGCACCACCAUGUUAUGGAACCUCCUUCCUUAUCUUCUUUUAGUUUAAUCCUCUCCAUACCUUUUGUAUGUUUGGCUUGGGGAAAAAAAGACUUUUCAAAAGUCCUUGCUGUAAGUAGAUUUUUUUUCAUACACCUUUGUGUUUCUUCUCCCUUAAUAUCUACCUGAAUGUUGCUCUCUUUGCUCAAGGGUUGAAAACCAGGGUUGGAGAUAUUUUUAUUUUCAGGAUUUGAGAGAGAUUUGUUAACAGAUGUGAACACUGAGGAAUAAAGCACUGGAGCUGAA
Messenger RNA from Pogoniulus pusillus (Red-fronted tinkerbird), 4432 nucleotides. It is a transcript of the gene TSLIG3B, whose product is annotated as family with sequence similarity 98 member B. The record is from RefSeq and is a predicted model, not a curated record. Bases 58 to 1335 code for a protein of 425 amino acids. The transcript is spliced from 8 exons. Lineage: Eukaryota; Metazoa; Chordata; Aves; Piciformes; Lybiidae. Gene Ontology annotation, cellular component: tRNA-splicing ligase complex.